AUGCCGGAGGCCGGGAGCUCCGGGCAGGACCUCAUGCGAUGGAAGAAGAAGAAGCCGCCGGUGCGCCGCACGGUCAGCCAGAUCUGCCCGCCCCCUCGGCGGCCCCUGACGGUGGCCGACAUCCGCCCGGGCAUGGAGAACGAGAGGCUGGGGGUCGUGCGGGACUCCAUGUUGCAGAACCCGCUCAUCGUCAAGCCCAGCGGCCCUGCCAGCCUGGGCACAAACCGGCGCCCAUAUGACGCCAGUGCCGUGCAAAGGCCCCCUGGUCAGGUCAGCGAGCACCAUGGCCGCUCUGCCUUUGUCCUCCCACAGGCUGAGCUGGGCAAGCCCCGGGAAAGAAGCUGCAGUCUGCCCGGCGUCCAUUUCAACUACGGGCUCUACGUCCGGGGCCUGGACGGCGGGGUGCCGGAAGCCAUCGGCCACUGGGGCGUGUUUAAGCAGCAGCCCACCUGCCCCCACGAGCUGACCCGCAACUACGUGGCCAUGAACCGCGGGGCGGUGAAGGCCGGCCUGGUGACCGCCCGCGAGAACUUCCUGUACCGGCAGCUCAAUGACAUUCGCAUCAGCGACCAGGACGACCGGCGCCUGAAGAAGGAGCCGCCCUCCCUCCCUCCGAACAUGACAUUCGGGAUCCGGGCACGGCCGUCGACUCCCUUCUUUGACCUGCUGCAGCACCGCUACCAGCAGCUGUGGGUGCAGGAGCAGAAGGCCACGCAGAAGGCCAUCAAGCUGGAGAAAAAGCAGAAGGUGAUCCUGGGGAAGCUGUACGAGACCCGGAGCUGUCAGCUGAGGAAGUACAAGCCUCCCGUGCAGCUGGACGCCUUCUGGCACAUGCCCCUCUUCCAGAAGGUGGGCCCCCGUCUGGAUACCUUCCCCACGGAGGCCGAUCGCCAGAGAGCGCUCACAGCGCACCGAGAGGAGUGUGCCGUGCGCCAGGGGACCCUGCGGAUGGGCAACUACACCCACCCCUGA
Molecule: messenger RNA, 972 nt
Organism: Lepus europaeus (European hare)
Lineage: Eukaryota; Metazoa; Chordata; Mammalia; Lagomorpha; Leporidae
Gene: CFAP77
Product: cilia and flagella associated protein 77
Exons: 9
Coding region: 1-972 (323 amino acids)
Source: RefSeq, a predicted model, not a curated record